GGUGGAGGGACUUUGGCGAACUCGGCAAAUGCAUGACGCCCCUGCAGCCUUGGGGAAUUUGGAAAGGGAGAGCUACUCGUUAAAAUGCAUGCGCGUGGGGCUCAGAUUCUGGUGCCAUUUAAAGGCCAUGCUCCCGACUCUAGAGUCUGGUUUUGGAAGAUCUACGCAGGCAGUGGCGUGGAGUGGCUGAAUCUGAGGCAGAGUCACUAGUUGGCAAGCGAGUGCAGGAAGCUGGACCCAGUGUGAAGGUGCUGGUGGACCCAGUGUGAAGGUGCUGGUGUACCCAGUGUGAAGGUAUGAGUGAUUUCAGCGAAGACUUGCUGAGGCCCACGCCAGAGGAUGACCCAGCGGAAACCAGUGUCCGCCCUCGUUCAGGAAUGUGUCUUCCUUGGCUCCAAAAGCAAGUAGAAAGUGUGGCGACCAGAGGGAAAAAGGAGAAGGAUUUUGCUCAGACAACAAGUGCCUGUUUAAGUUUCAUCCAAGAAGCCCUGCUGAAGCAUCAGUGGCAGCGAGCAGCCGAGUACAUGCACAGUUACCUGCAGAUCCUGGAAGACUCGGACAGCAACAAGAGGCAGGCUGCGCCCGAGAUUAUUUGGAAACUCGGAAGUGAAAUUCUCUAUUAUCACCCCAAAAGCAGCGUGGAGACUUUUAAUACCUUUGCAGACAGGAUGAAAAAUAUUGGCGUCAUGAAUUACUUAACGAUCUCCUUGCAACACGCGUUGUACCUUCUGCAUCACGGGAUGUUCGACGACGCCAGCAGAAAUCUCAGCCAGGCGGAGACGUGGAGAUACGGUGAAAAGUCGUCUUCCCAGGAGGCGUUAAUCAACCUCGUUCAGGCCUAUAAAGGGCUCCUGCAAUAUUACACUUGGUCUAAAAAGAAGAAGGAACUGUCCGAGCUUGAUGAGGAUGACUAUGCUUACAGCACAGCAUCUCAGAACAUGUUCAAGCACAGCUGGAAGACGUCCACCAACUUCUCUGCAUUGAUUCAGACGCCUGGAGUUUGGGACCCUUUUGUGAAGAGCUAUGUAGAGAUGCUGGAAUUCUAUGGGGAUCAAGAUGGGGCCCGAGAGGUCCUCACUAAUUAUGCCUACGACGAAAAGUUCCCAUCCAAUCCGAACGCGCACGUCUACUUAUACAACUUUCUGAAGAGGGAGAAGGCACCAAGAGAGAAACUGAUAAGUGUGCUUAAGAUUUUGUAUCAGAUUGUACCGUCUCAUACACUGAUGUUGGAAUUCCAUAGGUUACUGAGGAAAUCAGACAAAGAAGAGCAUCAUAAACUGGGGCUGGAGGUACUAUUCGGUGUCUUAGAUUUUGCUGGGUGCACUAAAAACAUGACUGCUUGGCAAUAUUUGGCAAAAUAUCUCAGACAGAUCUUAAUGGGAAGUCACCUUGCCUGGGUUCAGGAAGAGUGGAAUUCCAGGAAAAACUGGUGGCCAGGCUUUCACUUCAGCUCCUUUUGGGCAAAAAGUGAUUGGAAGGAGGACAAAGCUUUGGCUUAUGAGAAAGCUUUCGUUGCUGGAAUAUUGUUAGGAAAAGGUUGUAGAUAUUUUCGGUAUAUUUCAAAACAAGAUCAUCAAGACUUAAGGAAGAAAUUUAAGCGGAUGAAGAAGUUAGUGAAAAAACACAGUAUUGUAAAUCCAGGACCCUGAUACUGAAUUUUAGUUAUUUCAGAUUAGUAGCUACAGGGUAGUAGCUUAAUGGAUAAUUAUUGAAUGUACUUAUUUAUUUGGUGUUUUAAGAAGGUAGUUUUAUAUGGCUACAAAAAAGUUAUUUUUAUAUAUAUCUUUAUAUUUUCUCUUACUAGUAGUUAUAGCUGGAGAAACAGUCUCACUACCUUUGUUCUUGGUAAAUAAAUAUAUUUCCUUUUUGUACUGUUAAAUAUAAUAUUUAUUAAGGAAUAAACUUCAAAUAAAAUAUAUAUUUAUUUAAUCAGAGAAUAUACCUCUACAGCAGUUAUUGUUAUUUGCAGAUAAUUUGCCUGACUUUGUGCAAUAAGACAUAACUGUGGGACUGUUAAAUGAAUUUAUAUUCUUAUUUCAGAUUCUCUGUGAUCCAUGUUGGAUUUACUAUCAUGACAAAUAUUUUGGUGAUGAAACGUUGGAAACCAAGAAAGAUCUGGAAAAGGACUCUCCUCUUUCUCCUUUGGUGUUAAGACAGGACAGUUUGGGGCUGAGUGACCUGAUUCUAGGAGAGGAAUCUGGGUCAGAGAAGGUGGAAGGGCUGGCUGGUUUCAGCUGGCGCUGGGUUAGCUUCAGAAGGCUCUAGGCUUGUUUGCAUUUAUUUCCUUAUCGGCACAGCGAUCUUUAGCCAUGCUUUGGAGCUCCCGAGUCCUCCUCUUUCUCUGGGAAACAAGGUACAGCAGUAGGCAGCUGGACAGGGGAGGAGACAGCUAGUGAAAUAGCGUCCCAGGGUCACACAGUAGGCCCGAUGGGAAAUGAAAUAGUGUCCCAGUCACACAGUAGGACUGAUGGGAAAUGAAAUAGUGUCCCAGGGUCACACAGUAGGACUGAGGGGAAGUGAAAUAGUGUCCCAGGGUCACACAGUAGGACUGAUGGGAAAUGAAAUAGUGUCCCAGGGUCACACAGUAGGCCCAGUGGGGAAGCUUGGGUUAUGAGGUGAACUUUAUAACCUCUUGGGAAAACUGGUAGAGUGAGUGUUUCUUCAAAACUGUCUUGGCUCUCACACAUUUACUGUUCACAUAACUAGUAUUUGAGUUACGUGAAGGCUCACUGACUUCAGAGAAAACCCAAUAUUUAGAUGGCAAACGAUGUAUUUUUCCCCAUUGGCUUAUAUUCCCACUAAUUUUAAACUGUGCCAGAAAAUUGGGGGACAUACUAUGCUUUGUCAGUCAUUUCCUUCAAUAUUUUAUAUUUAGUAAGACAUGACUAUCAACAAACAAGAACCCAACCUUCUGAUAAACAUCUGAGACAAGAAGGUGCCUCACAGAACCAGCAUAACCAAGUUACAGCUACCACCGCAAGGGGCCAGCCUUGUGUCAAAUCCGCACACCUAACUGCACAGUAAGGGCAGUGAGAAUCCACAACUGACAUUGCUUUAGGUCCGUGAAAGCUGAAGCCAGUUUUGUGACCGAUAAUUGACAACACUUACCAAGCACCUUGGGCUUUACAUUUCGUCAUGCCGUCACCACAAAUCCUCUGAAUCAUCCCUCGCUUACGGAAGGAAGUCCGGUCUUCAGAGAGUUCCGAGGACGUAGUCCUGGUCCCAGGGUGAUUCAGGGUCUGAAAUGGCUUUGCAGACAGACAUUCCGGACCAGCGAAGUGCUGCCCGUUCUGUGAGAACUGAGAGUGUUUUUCCUGCCUGGGUGGGACCCAUUUCCUCCCGGCCCUCGGGACACUUCACCUCCCUGCACACACCCUGACCACAGGAAGGCAAAAUAACCAACCAGCGUGUGUGCUUCUGCAGAGCUGAAGUCCAGCGAGCCAAGAUGAACCCGUGAACUGCCACGCGUCCAUCCCCACCCGGAAACCAUCCCCACACGCCCCACAAUAUUUUGAAUAUAAUUUUAAAAAACCUGCCGCUUGUGUCUACAGAUGCUUAUGGCGUACAGAGGUCCAUGCAUCACUCCCAAAGUCAGUCAAUUUAAAGAAUAUGUUCUCUUGCCCUAACUGGUUUGGCUCAGUGGAUAGAGCGUCGGCCUGCGGACUGAAGGGUCCCGGGUUC
Myotis brandtii (Brandt's bat) is the source of this 3681-nucleotide messenger RNA. RefSeq names its product TATA box binding protein (TBP)-associated factor, RNA polymerase I, A, 48kDa (gene TAF1A). Gene Ontology annotation, cellular component: RNA polymerase I transcription regulator complex. The record is from RefSeq and is a predicted model, not a curated record. Gene Ontology annotation, biological process: transcription by RNA polymerase I. The coding region runs from base 297 to 1649 and encodes 450 amino acids. NCBI's taxonomy places the organism in Eukaryota, Metazoa, Chordata, Mammalia, Chiroptera, Vespertilionidae. The transcript is spliced from 12 exons.